AUGGCUGGUAGAGUGUUCACUGGUCUUGCGUCUUCUGGUGGUCGUCUUGGACUCUGUCAGACUUCUGUCUUAUUCUCAGGUUGUUACCAAAAUGUGUUCACAAAUCAGCAGAGAUUCGUACGCUACCGUAGAGUUCGUGUGAAUAUUGAUAUCCCAUGGACUCCGAAGGUGGAAUGGCAUCCCCCGAUGAGAAGUAUGAUCCUUCAGUAUUUGCCCCGCAAUACUGGGGAUUUGGAAACUUUCCAUCCUGUUGAAUAUCGGAAAACUUUAAAUGACCGUGGACAGAGCUUCCCACCUCAUUUGAAAUAUUCGACUUUGUUGGAAAAGGCUGACGAAAUGACGAAGGCGAUACUCUCUGUUGAUAUGCUGGGAAAUGAAGCCGUUUACGGAAUUUAUUCUUCCGAUCUUACUCAGCGGGUGCAGCGUCAUCCCCUUGAUUCGGAUUCCCUGCCAGCUCAAAGUUUGUUCCAGUGGUUUGACGAUUUCGCACAAGGAAGCAUUCUUGCGGAACUGACCGCUCGAAUAAGAUGGCAACAGUUCCGAUUGUUCAAGCCAGAGGCAAAACUUGAGGAUGCUCCGAUCACGAUGCAUGGAACUAUCGAUCCCAAUUAUUUCUUCAGAGAACGAAUGAGAAGGCGCCAAUUCGUUCGAUUGGCCCUUCGUGAUGCGGUUGAAGCUCGGAGGAUAGCGCUGGAAAAACUACGACAGGAAGAUUACCAGUAUUUUGAAUUUGUUUUGGAAAGGCUGCGAAUUUCCUAUAAACCUCUGCCUGUACUCGAACACAAAAUUCGCCGGAAAGAAUGCAUACGUCGAUUAGCUUCCGAAUAUGUGUUGCUCUUGAAAAAAGAGCGUCGCAAUGCGUAUGCCAUGGAACUCGCGUCCCAGCAAGAAUCGUUUUUGAACGAAAAGAUCGAAACACUGAAAUGGAUUCAAGCUGAGGAACAAGAUUUAAUGCUGGAGCCGACUGUUACUGUCGAAGUUCUUGCGAAUGCUGCGAAGCAGCUUGAAGAAUACAAGAAAGUCGCUGCUGCCAAAGCUUCAGCCCUGGGUGAAGCGAAUUUCACUGACAAGAAUGCUCCUAACUCGCGUAUGAAACGACCGGAAGAUGUUACGAAGCCAUCAAAGUUUCCUGUGGGGCUAUGGCCGUACGAUGCUUUCCAGUUGGACGAAAAUGUUCUUGUUAAGGCUCAUCAUAAUGAGUUCAAAAGCUUCCCAAAGCCUGAGAAUUGGGACGAGCGGUUGUAUGAUACGCUGCAGAGGGUCGAUUAACGUCAGUGUUGAAAUUUCGAUGCUUUAGGAAAUGAAUAUGCGACCUAGCUCUUCGUUGUCUGUUGAAUGUUCGCUUUUGAAGAAGCUUUCUCACUUGUUUCUGGAAA
Molecule: messenger RNA, 1376 nt
Organism: Notodromas monacha
Lineage: Eukaryota; Metazoa; Arthropoda; Ostracoda; Podocopida; Cyprididae
Source: the annotation of a GenBank genome assembly